AUGGCUUUUCCUCCUUCAUUAACGCAAUAUAUCAAGGUGUUCUACAGCUUUUUUGUUAGUCAAUCACAAAACUUUGAUCUUCUGGAGGAUAUCACUACCCCAAAUAACAUUCAUCCACAACUUGAUGAUGAAUCAAUUUCAAGAUGGCUUACGAACAAUAAGAAUAGAGCUGAUCCUGAAUUUAUCUGCCUUGUUUCCCAAGAAUUUACUAGUCUUAUAGCUAGUCAGUCUAAAGAAUUACAUUUCUUGAGAGUAUCUAAAGGUUCAGAUAAUAUCAAUGUACCAAAUUUUAGUAUUUGUACCGGUUUUGAAGAGUUAGUUUCUGGACUUCGAACUUUUCAAAUAUCUGGAAUUUUCAGAGAGGAACAUGAAAUUAACAAUAUUGCUUAUUUAACUUCCAUUAUUUCUAUGAAAUGUCGAAAUAUCGAACAUUUACAUAUAAACCUUUCAUGUUCUUAUGAAUCAAGAAUACAAAAAAAUUUGGUAAAAAUACUAGAUUCUCAGAUACAACUUCGAAAUUUUGAAUGUUACGUUAAAAAUUCUGCAUACUUUCUUCUAAAACUCUCUUAUCAAGCUGAAAAUUUGGUUGAAUUAUCUUUGGGAGGAAUUGAAUAUAACAGCAUAACGAUAUUAUAUCCAUUAAUUUCUUGUAUUAAUUUAAAGAAACUGAAGAUUUUCAAUUAUCAUGAUACUAAAUAUCAUUCAACCUAUAUAGAAUCAAAUCGUUUUCACAAUCUCCGUAUUAGCGAAUUGCAUUUAAUAGGUGCUUCUCUUAACGAGUUAUUCUUUGAAUAUUUAAUGAGGAUGGUACGAAGCUCUUUGAGGAAAUUAGUUUUAGAUAAAAUCGGUGACGAGAAAUUUUUAUCCGUAAUACUGAAAUGUCCAUAUUUAACACACUUGGCUUUAUCUAUUAGACCGGAUUCUCCAAAUCUUUCACGACUUGCAAAUUUAAAUAUAGAACAUUUAAUUCUCAAUGAUUCAACCCCAGAGCGAUUGGAUAAUUAUAUUUUAAAUAAUAUAGAAAGUUUUCCGGAUACACUUCGUCAUCUCGAUCUUCUUAUUCUCAUUUCACCCGAUAUUUUACAAUAUAUUUUGGCAAAAUGUAAAUACCUUGAAACUCUUGGUAUAUAUUUACAACUUCCAAAAGACGAUUCUAAAUAUAUCAAAGUUAUUAUUAGAUAUGCUCAAUCAUCUGGCAGUUUUAGUACGCUGAGAUAUAUUAGAAAUUGUUCUGGUCAAAAACUAAUUCCACUUUCUAAAACAUUAUGUGGAUAUGCACAAAUGUAUAUAGAAAAUAUUGUAAAUGAAAUUUAUCAUCCUUGGGAAUAA
This is a messenger RNA of Racocetra persica, 1329 nucleotides long. The record is from the annotation of a GenBank genome assembly. Lineage: Eukaryota; Fungi; Glomeromycota; Glomeromycetes; Diversisporales; Gigasporaceae.